Bursaphelenchus xylophilus (pine wood nematode) is the source of this 2283-nucleotide messenger RNA. The record is from the annotation of a GenBank genome assembly. Lineage: Eukaryota; Metazoa; Nematoda; Chromadorea; Rhabditida; Aphelenchoididae.
AUGGAGCUCUUCCUUCUGAAUCCGGUCGAGUACGACCGUCUCUACAACUGCUCCUUGUAUCAACAAGGAUACUUUGAGAAUGUCAAAGUGCCAAGCAAACUGAUCGGCUCACUGUACAUCGGUUGUGGGAUCGUCUACGAAAGCCUGUAUCUUCCAAUUUUGUAUGUGAUGGCGCAACGCAAAUUCCGAAGAUUUUCCUGCUACAAAAUAAUGUUGUUUUUGGGUAAGAAACCAACACUUUUGAAGGGAAUACCGGACCAAAAAAAAGAUGGAUGACUGCAUUUGGGAUGCAUUUCAGGUAUAAUCGAUGUAAUUUGUCUGGCAUUCUUGACCAUUUUAUACGGAAUUUUCGCCUUCCGCGGGAUGGUCUUCUGCGACUCACCGCGACUUUUCUAUAUUAGUGGAUGCAUCGCCACCUGUAAGUUGGAUGACCGACUUUUUACAGGAUCAACCACUUUUGUUGGAUAUCUUUUGCAGUGGCGGACCUGAUCUAUUGGCAAAACACGUAACAUUUUGCAUCCGUUUAGUAUCAAAAAAUGCAGCAAAACACUGCCCUCUCCAAGUGAAAAAAUACCGAUUUCAAAAGCGCACCCGCUGUUUUUGUGAGGGAAAGGGCGCGCCCUUCAAAACCAUGUUUUUUCACUUGGAAAGGGAGACAUUUUGCUACAUUUUUUGAUACCUCCCGGAUACAAAAUUGAACAUUUUUUUCCAUUUGAUCAGGUCCCUCACUGUACCCAAAAACGCAGACAGAAAUUGUGUUUAAAGCAACAUUGAACCUUUUUUCAGCGCUGUGGACAUCAACUUGUUUGACAGUAAUAAUCUUGGCGUUUAACCGGCUCUGCGAUCUGAUAAGCAAUAAUUUAUCGAAUACGUUGUUUUCGGGCGCUCGGGUUUACAUCUGGAUCGCAAUUCCCAUUUGCUACUUCUUAUGGUUUGUCUGGUAUGCGCCCGUCCUGCUUUUCACGUCCACAUAUUACUCGGAAUUCAGCAAUCCGUACGUUGGGACGAUCUUCGAAGAGCAGGCGGAGGAGCAGGUAAUUUCGAGCAAUUAGAUUUUGAUGAAACUUGGCACAAACUUAGAUCAAUUUUUUUAAGAUCUGCGGGACGUCUACAGUGGAGGACCUAAUAGAGUGACAAAAAACGUACCAUUUUGCAUCCAGGAAGAAUCAAAAAUGUGGCGAAAUGCUUCCCUCUCCAAGUGAAAAAACUUCGUUUUGAAGGGCGUGCCCUUUUUUCUCACAAAAAGAGCGGGCGCGCUUUUGAAACCCGAGUUUUUUUCUCUUAGAAAGGGAGGCAUUUUGCCACAUUCUUCAAUGCUUCCUGGAUGCAAAUGGUACGUUUUUUGCCACUGGAUUAGGUCCCCCAAUGUAGCUCGAGCUUGACGUAAACGACCGAGAAUUUUAGGUCGAAAGCUGAAAUAAUGCGGCACCUUUUUUGCCAAUUUUGGCUUGAAAAGUUUAAUGCAUAUUUCCACCGUAUUUUCACAGAAUUUUUUUUUCGCGCGUAACUGGCAAAGUUACGGGGAAAAAAUCUUUCUCUCUCGGACCGCGUGCGAACUUUAAUAACUUAUUCGCCAAAUGAAAUCAAACCUGAGAUUUCAGUACAUCAGUUGGCCAAUGAUCGCUAAUGACACUGCAACGCCGUUGAUAAUGGUAUUCCUAUACACCAUAAUCUGUAUUGUAAUCGUUGUUCGGAGUUACCGACUGAAGCGGGCGGCGCGCGCAAGCUCGGCGUUGACUGAUUUUCAGAAGACUGUAAGUUGACAAUACUUUUAAAAGAGGAUGACAUCAAAAGUCGGGCUACCAUAUUCCCGAUUGUUCAUGUCAAAAAUAGCCUAAACUCUACCGGGCAUGUUGUAAAAAUUGGAUGUGGUAUUUUAAUAAGUAGACUGGUCAAUUCCGACCACUCAAAUUGCAAUCUGUAAAUUCAAAAAAGUGCUUUUCAGACAGUAAUCCAAUCGUGCCUUAUCUGCUGUUUGUUUGUGCUUUGUGGCGCCAUCUACAAUUAUAUGGACUAUUGCGGUGCUCCUUUAGCAUUGGUAACGCUGUCUACGAUUAUUUGGCAGGCUUGUCAUGGUAACUUCAUUUUUUUGCCUUCCUUUUUUCCGUUUCCGCCGCUGAACCGACACUUUCAGGUGGCACCGUUAUCAUCUAUCUUAUUUUCAACAAAACUCUUCGCAGAGAAAUCCUGCGGCUGUUCGGGAAGCGGCACGUCAUCUUCUCAACGGUCUCACUUUACACCAAUGAUGGAAAAACCCUGGGCAAAAACUCAAUUAUCCAGUAG